Molecule: messenger RNA, 1172 nt
Organism: Paramecium octaurelia
Lineage: Eukaryota; Ciliophora; Oligohymenophorea; Peniculida; Parameciidae
Source: the annotation of a GenBank genome assembly
AUGCGUCUUAGUUAUAUAAGCAGACUAUAAAGUUAAGGAGUUGAAGUUUAUAAACCGUAAGAAGGAGAAUACGUAAUUCCUAAUAGAGUAAGAUCAAUUCUUUAGAGUAAAUUUUAUAAGAGACCCAAAUCAGCGCUUAAGGGUGUAAAAUAACUAACUUAAAAAUCUGAGAGUUUUUGGGUCUCACCUUUAAAAAACAAAGAUGCCCCAGAAGUUAUUCAUAGAAAUAAGUCUCAACCGAAAAAGAAUUUUUACGUCAUAUCUGUUAAUGAAAUCACAAAAAAAAAGAGAAAUAGUUCAAUCACUCCAAGCAAGUUAAAAAUCAAUCAUCAGAUUGAUACAUCCUAGGAAUAAAUUGAAAAGAAUAUCAUUUAAGGAAUAUCUAAAUCAUUAACCAAUAAAUAUUCAACUCCAAAAUGCAGAGUGUUUACAGAGCCCGAAUAAUUCGAUAAUAAUAACGAUUCUUUUUUAGAUGUCUUAUAAUAUAAAACUGGAAUUUAGAUUUUAAAGGAAUCUUUAUUAAGUAUUUACUAAACGUUGCCAUUUGAAUUAAAUAUUACUUAAUAAAGAGAAUUAGUUAGAAGAAUAGUACUUGAAGAGACUCAUCUAAUUGAAAAAAAAAAUUAAUAAACACAAGAAUGGGUUAAUAAAAUGAGUCCUAUUUUAAAGAAACAAUUAAUGGAAGAUAAAACCUUUUGGUAUCCAUCAACAAAAUUAAAUAAUAAUAUUAUAAAAAAGUAAAUAUUGUCUUUAUUAAAGAGAUAUAAAUUAAAUUUUUGGGAUUGGAAGUUCAAGAUUACUCUAGCCUGGAGAGGAAGCAUCAAUUAUAGAGUUAAUGAUUCAAAUCUUAGAAUCCAAUUAAAACAUUCUAAAAAUCCUAAAAUCUGAUAUCUAAGGUAAUUGCUCAUAAUAAACUAAUAGAUAUAUGCAAGUAGAUAUUAUAAUUUUAAUAAUUGGAAUAUAUUCAAUAGUAUCCUUAAUGUAUGAAAUAGAUCUUGUAUCAUUGGUAAUUAUUUGUGACUAGAUUGUUAUGCAUUUAAGUGUAAAAGGAUAACAAUCAAAUUACAAGUCAAGAUCUUAUUGUACUCUGCAAAAGGAACCAUGCUUUAGACUUUAGAUAGGAUAAAUAAAGCACCCUUGCAACUAUGCUCCUGAAUUAUUUUUAAAAUUGA